GCGAAAGCCAGAACAGAACAAGAGCAUCUCUAAAAAUCUCUAUAAAUAAGGGCAUAGAGACUCCAUUGUCGAGCAAAGCAAGGUUUGAGAGAGAGAGAGAGAGAGAGAGAAGGUGGAAAGGGCGAUAGAGUGAGUGUGUAUCCAUCUUCGUGUGUGGUUCGCACGUGCACCGUACAAUCCAGAAAACCAUUCUCUCACUAUCAGAGACUGGAGCCAGAGAAGAAAAAGGUAAUUUAUGGAGGACGGCGCAGGAAGAGGUUUGGAAUGCCAGAAGACUAUGGAUGGGAAGGCGAGUAGCAGGAAUGGUUUAGAGAAGGAGAUUCCUUCCUGUUGUUUGAAGGCUAAGGCUUCAGCCCCUGAGUUGGACGCAAAGUGCCAUUCCACUGUUGUUUCUGGGUGGUUCUCAACAUCUCAAACUUGCUCUGGGAAAUCUGGGAAAGAUGUUUAUUUCAACAAUCCAAUGUGGCCAGGAGAAGCCCAUUCAGUCAAAGUAGAAAAGAUCUUAUACAAGGAAAAGUCAGAGUACCAAGAGGUUUUGGUGUUUGAGUCAUCCACAUAUGGGAAAGUGCUUGUACUUGAUGGGAUUGUUCAGUUGACUGAGAAGGAUGAAUGUGCUUACCAGGAGAUGAUAGCUCAUCUUCCCCUUUGUUCAAUUCAGUCCCCCAAAACUGUUCUAGUUGUUGGUGGUGGAGAUGGUGGGGUUCUAAGGGAAGUAUCCCGCCACAGCUCUGUGGAGCAUAUUGAUAUUUGUGAGAUAGAUAAGAUGGUUAUUGAUGUUUCUAGGAAGUUUUUUCCAGAGUUAACUGUUGGGUUUGAAGAUCAUAGAGUACACCUGCAUGUUGGUGAUGCUAUUGAAUUUCUUAGGCGUGCUCCUGAAGGGAGGUAUGAUGCCAUAAUUGUUGAUUCCUCAGAUCCUGUGGGUCCUGCUCAGGAACUUGUAGAGAAGCCAUUUUUUGAGACAAUAGCAAAGGCAUUAAGGCCUGGCGGAGUGCUUUGUAAUAUGGCAGAAAGUAUGUGGCUUCAUACACACCUUAUUCAAGAUAUGAUCUCGAUUUGUCAAGAAACAUUCAAAGGUUCUGUUCAUUAUGCAUGGACAAGUGUUCCAACAUAUCCAAGUGGUGUGAUAGGCUUUCUUCUAUGCUCAACGGAGGGGCCACCUGUUGAUUUUGUAAACCCUAUCAACCCCAUUGAAAAGUUGGAAGGUGCUGAUAAGCACAGAAGAGAACUUCGGUUCUAUAACUCGGAGAUGCACUCAGCUGCUUUUGCGUUGCCUGCAUUUCUGAAGAGGGAGGUGAGCUCUCUACGUGAUUACUCCCGUCCGUAACAACGCAUAUUUGAGUGUUGUAGCCCCUAAACGUAGUCAUUCGGUGAAAUAUAUUAGUGUGGGAUGAAUGGGGACCUGUAUGAUUAUUUAUGUUAAAUAAUUCUAUAUCUAUAUGUGGAGUCUGAUUAGCUAUGUUGAACUCGGUGUGAUUUUGUAUGGGUUUAUGUCUUUUAUUUAUUUUGAAAUGCAAUGUUUUUAGCCUUUUUCUCCAUAUACUUUUACGCUUGUAAUCAUGCAUUACAAAUUAUUGAAU
Molecule: messenger RNA, 1577 nt
Organism: Gastrolobium bilobum
Lineage: Eukaryota; Viridiplantae; Streptophyta; Magnoliopsida; Fabales; Fabaceae
Product: spermine synthase-like
Exons: 11
Coding region: 236-1324 (362 amino acids)
Biological process (GO): spermidine biosynthetic process
Cellular component (GO): cytosol
Molecular function (GO): spermidine synthase activity
Source: RefSeq, a predicted model, not a curated record